This is a messenger RNA of Carassius auratus (goldfish), 3175 nucleotides long. It is a transcript of the gene thop1, whose product is annotated as thimet oligopeptidase 1. Gene Ontology annotation, biological process: proteolysis; peptide metabolic process. The record is from RefSeq and is a predicted model, not a curated record. Gene Ontology annotation, cellular component: mitochondrial intermembrane space. The transcript is spliced from 13 exons. Bases 121 to 2181 code for a protein of 686 amino acids. Gene Ontology annotation, molecular function: metalloendopeptidase activity. Lineage: Eukaryota; Metazoa; Chordata; Actinopteri; Cypriniformes; Cyprinidae.
CAGAAGUCUUCAUCCAAUCGCGGGCUCCACAGAGGGUCAUGUGACCGGGGCAGGAAGCGUGAGGAGCGGCUAUUAAAGCUUCUUUGAAUCGUUCAGACACACGCGGUGACUGAGUCGAAAAUGGCACCUACAGGUGAGGUUGUGUUUGGCUCCGGCUCCGGGGACCGGGUCUGUGAGGACAACCGCUUGCGCUGGGAUCUCACCCCCGAGCAGAUCCUGCAGCUCACUGAAGAGCUCAUAGCCAAGACCAAGAAGGUGUAUGACGGGGUCGGGGCGCUGGACGUGGCCGGGGUCAGCUAUGAGAACACCCUGAAGGCCCUCGCUGAUGUGGAAGUGGAGUACACGGUUCAGCGGAACAUGUUGGAUUUCCCUCAGCAUGUGUCUCUCUGUAAGGACGUCCGCACGGCCAGCACUGAAGCCGAUAAGAAGCUGUCCGAGUUUGACGUGGAGAUGAGUAUGAGGGAGGAUGUUUAUCAGAGAAUCGUGGCUCUGGAGCAGAAGCUGUCAGAUGAAAGUUUAACCCCCGAGGCCAAGCGUUACAUGGAGAGACUCCUAAAGCUUGGCAAAAGAAACGGCCUCCAUCUUCCCAAAGACACUCAGGAGGAGAUCAAAAAGAUCAAGAAAAAAAUGAGCACUCUGUGUAUCGAUUUCAACAAACACCUGAACGAAGAUACAACUUGCCUCCAUUUCUCUCGAGAGGAACUCGGGGGGCUCCCUGAGGAUUUCCUCAACUCUCUGGAGAAAGAUGAGUCUGGAAAACUGAAGCUCACGCUGAAGUAUCCUCAUUACUUCCCCACCAUGAAGAAAUGCUUUGUCCCAGAGACACGGAAGAAGUUAGAGGAGGCUUUCCACUCGCGCUGCAAACAGGAGAACUCUGCUAUCCUGAAGGAGCUCGUGGAGCUGCGCUCGCAGAAGAGCAGCCUGCUGGGAUUCAGCACUCACGCAGACUUCGUGCUCGAGAUGAACAUGGCCAAGACCUCCAAGACGGUUGCAGCUUUCCUUGAGGAUCUGGCCCAUAAGCUGAAGCCCCUGGGUGAGCAGGAGAGGGCCGUGAUCCUGAAGCUGAAGGAACAGGAGAGCCAGAAGAGGAAUCUGCCCUUCACUGGAGAACUGCACGCCUGGGACACACGCUACUACAUGACCCAGGUGGAGGAGACCCAGUAUGCAGUGGACCAGAACCAGCUGAAGGAGUAUUUCCCGAUGGAGGUGGUGACCAAGGGGCUACUGGACAUCUAUCAGGAGCUGCUCAAUCUCAGCUUUCAGCAGGUGGAGGGCGCACCUGUGUGGCACGAUGACGUUACACUGUACCGAGUUAAAGACCGCUCCUCUGGGCAGGUCAUUGGCCAGUUUUAUCUGGAUCUUUUCCCCAGGGAGGGGAAGUACGGCCACGCCGCAUGCUUCGGCCUGCAGCCCGGCUGUUUGCUCCCGGACGGGACCAGGCAGAUAUCUGUAGCUGCCAUGGUGGCUAAUUUCAGCAAGCCCACCGCUGACGCUCCGUCCCUGCUGCAGCACGAUGAAGUGGAAACCUACUUCCACGAGUUUGGGCAUGUGAUGCACCAGCUUUGUGCUCAGACCAACUUUGCGAUGUUCAGUGGGACACAUGUGGAGAGGGAUUUCGUGGAAGCGCCGUCUCAGAUGUUGGAGAACUGGGUUUGGGAGAAGGAGCCCCUGCAGCGCAUGUCCAAGCACUACAAAACAGGAAAGCCCAUUCCAGAGGAGCUUCUGGACAAACUCAUGAAGUCUAGACUUGCUAACACAGGGCUGUUUAACUUGAGGCAGAUUGUUCUGGCAAAGGUGGACCAGGCUUUGCACACGAAGAGUGGGCUCGACCCGGCUGAGGAGUACGCCAAACUUUGCCUGGACCUCCUGGGAAUUCCUGCUUCACCAGGGACAAACAUGCCUGCUACCUUCGGUCACCUGGCAGGAGGAUAUGAUGCUCAGUACUAUGGUUACCUGUGGAGUGAAGUCUUCUCCAUGGACAUGUUCUAUGCCCGCUUCAAACAAGAAGGCAUCAUGGACCCUAAGGUGGGUCUGGACUACAGGAAGUGCAUUCUGAAGCCUGGAGGAUCUGAGGAUGCUGUAGACAUGCUGAAGAAGUUCCUGGGAAGAGAACCCAAGCAGGAUGCUUUCCUCCUGAGCAAAGGACUCACGGUUGAGACGGACAAGCCCUGUGCCUGCUGACUGUCUGGAUGUAGGCUAAGCCCUUAAAGUCUCGGACUGAUACCUCCUAAAAAACCCAAAACCCAUUCCCUUAUAACACCUUCUCCCAACCCCGCCCUAUGAAAGUUUGCAGCGUUGUUUUAAAAUGGAAAAAUUGUAUUGAAAUCUGUCCAAAACCACAACAAAAAACAUCCACAAAUGACACUCUUGUUGCGUUUUAACUGUUUUCUGUGGAGCAUAAUGAGUUCCCAGUAGAAAAUGGCAGGGAUCUGCUUCAGUGCACAUCAUAUUACAUCAAUAACACAUCAUUCGGAUGAUGUCACAUACGGGAUACCAGCUACACGAUUAACACCCGGACAGUAUUACAAUUGUGUUUUAAUGGGUUAGUCUCACAAACAUGUGUGCAGGUCACAGUCCGGCCAAAAAUAAAAACAAGAAAUUAUAUUUUGCAUAAAGAAAGCUUUAAAUUAUUUAUUUUUUUCCACCAGUGAUUUUGUAAAGCCGUAUUAAGCACAUUGCCCACUGAAAUUCACAUUACUGUAAAGCUGGACAUUUGUCUUGAGUUUAUUUUAUUAAUCUUUUCUUCUUAAUGGUCAUUCUAUAAACUUAAAAUAUACUAAGGGGUAUCACUUCAUUUUGAUUAUCCACUUUAGACAUUCUGCUGAUUCGAAGUGACUGCAAAUACAUGUCAACUAGCAGUUAUUAAAGUACUUUUAGUCUCUGGUUAAUAUCUGCACUUUAUUACACUUAACACUUAACACUUUAUUUUGAUGAUUCUUCAACAAACUAAAAACUAACUAUUAAAUUUAGUAUAAUGUCUAAAAUGGCCUGGACUAUCAAAAUAAAGUCUAACCCAAUAAUGUUUACAAUAUGAUUUUUUUUUUAAAUACAACAGUACAACACAUAAUACCACAAUGUAUAAAUGGUACAUUUUAAAUGUUGCCAUUUAUUUACAAACCUGAUUUCAAAAAAGUUGGGACACUGUACAAAAUGUGAAUAAAAAAGAAUGCAAUGA